Sapajus apella (tufted capuchin) is the source of this 5070-nucleotide messenger RNA. It is a transcript of the gene DPY19L1, whose product is annotated as dpy-19 like C-mannosyltransferase 1. The record is from RefSeq and is a predicted model, not a curated record. The coding region runs from base 91 to 2337 and encodes 748 amino acids. Gene Ontology annotation, cellular component: nuclear inner membrane. NCBI's taxonomy places the organism in Eukaryota, Metazoa, Chordata, Mammalia, Primates, Cebidae. The transcript is spliced from 22 exons. Gene Ontology annotation, molecular function: mannosyltransferase activity.
GAGAGUGAGCGGCGCCCAGCCGCCCAGCCAGCCCGCCGUUCUCCGGCCGCCGUCAGGGCGCGCGCAGCAAGCGGGCGCGACUAUGCCAAGAUGGUCCUGCAGGCGCGGAAUAAGCACCGGGAGGCGGCUCCCAAGCCGCCCCAGCCGCCCCGCGCCUCGCAGUCGCCGCUGAGGGGGGCGCCGGACGUCGGCGCCGGGGAGCCCGGGCCCGAGCGCGCGCCCCCGUCCCCGGGGCGCAAGGGCGCCGCGGGCAGGAAGGGGCCCCGCGCCGAGCCCGCCGCGCCGCCCGCCGGGGGUGGCCUCGGGGGGCGCCUGGCGGCCCGAUUGCGCGGGGCGCUGGGCCUGCGGCGCGCGGGGCGCGGCCGGACCUGGACCACGCUCCUGUUAGCUGCUUUUGCAGCAGUGUUGCACUGGAGCCAUAUAACACACCUCUUUGAAAAUGACCGUCAUUUUUCUCACCUCUCAACAUUGGAAAGGGAGAUGGCUUUUCGCACUGAAAUGGGACUGUAUUAUUCCUAUUUCAAGACUAUUGUGGAAGCACCCUCAUUUUUGAAUGGAGUAUGGAUGAUUAUGAAUGAUAAACUGACUGAAUACCCGCUUGUUAUUAAUACAUUAAAAAGAUUUAAUCUUUACCCUGAGGUAAUUUUGGCCAGCUGGUACCGGAUUUAUACCAAAAUAAUGGACUUGAUUGGUAUUCAAACCAAGAUAUGUUGGAUGGUUACCAGAGGAGAAGGGCUUAGUCCUAUUGAAAGCUGUGAAGGAUUGGGAGAUCCUGCUUGCUUUUAUGUUGCCGUAAUUUUUAUUUUAAAUGGACUGAUGAUGGCAUUAUUCUUCAUAUAUGGCACAUAUUUAAGUGGCAGUCGAUUAGGAGGCCUGGUUACAGUGUUGUGCUUCUUUUUCAAUCAUGGAGAGUGUACUCGUGUAAUGUGGACACCACCUCUCCGUGAAAGCUUCUCAUAUCCAUUCCUUGUUCUUCAGAUGUUGCUUGUGACUCAUAUUCUCAGGGCUACAAAACUUUAUAGAGGAAGCUUGAUUGCACUCUGUAUUUCCAAUGUAUUUUUCAUGCUUCCUUGGCAGUUUGCUCAGUUUGUACUUCUUACUCAGAUUGCGUCAUUGUUUGCGGUAUAUGUUGUUGGGUACAUUGAUAUAUGUAAAUUACGGAAGAUCAUUUAUAUACACAUGAUUUCUCUUGCACUUUGUUUUGUUUUGAUGUUUGGGAACUCAAUGUUAUUAACUUCUUACUAUGCUUCUUCUUUGGUAAUUAUUUGGGGUAUUCUGGCAAUGAAACCACAUUUCCUGAAAAUAAAUGUAUCUGAACUUAGUUUAUGGGUUAUUCAAGGAUGUUUUUGGUUAUUUGGAACUGUCAUACUCAAGUACUUGACAUCUAAAAUUUUUGGUAUUACAGAUGAUGCUCAUAUUGGCAACUUAUUAACAUCAAAAUUCUUCAGUUACAAGGAUUUUGAUACUUUAUUGUAUACCUGUGCAGCGGAGUUUGACUUUAUGGAAAAAGAGACUCCACUGAGAUACACGAAGACAUUAUUGCUUCCAGUUGUUCUUGUAGUGUUUAUUGCAAUUGUUAGAAAGAUUAUUAGUGAUAUGUGGGGUGUCUUAGCUAAACAACAGACACAUGUAAGAAAACACCAGUUUGAUCAUGGAGAGCUGGUCUAUCAUGCUUUGCAAUUGUUAGCAUAUACAGCCCUUGGUAUUUUAAUUAUGAGACUAAAACUCUUCUUGACACCCCACAUGUGUGUUAUGGCAUCACUGAUCUGCUCAAGACAGCUAUUUGGAUGGCUCUUUUGCAAAGUACAUCCUGGUGCUGUUGUUUUUGCUAUAUUAGCAGCUAUGUCAAUACAAGGUUCAGCAAAUCUGCAAACCCAGUGGAAUAUUGUAGGGGAGUUCAGCAAUUUGCCACAAGAAGAACUGAUAGAAUGGAUCAAAUAUAGUACUAAACCAGAUGCAGUGUUUGCAGGUGCCAUGCCCACGAUGGCAAGUGUUAAGCUGUCUGCACUUCGACCCAUUGUGAAUCAUCCACAUUAUGAAGAUGCAGGCUUGAGAGCCAGAACAAAAAUAGUAUAUUCAAUGUAUAGUCGGAAAGCAGCUGAAGAAGUGAAGCAAGAACUGAUAAAGUUAAAAGUGAAUUAUUACAUUCUGGAAGAGUCAUGGUGUGUAAGAAGAUCCAAGCCUGGUUGCAGUAUGCCUGAAAUUUGGGAUGUAGAAGAUCCUGCCAAUGCUGGGAAAACUCCCUUAUGUAACCUCUUGGUGAAGGAUUCCAAACCUUACUUCAUCACUGUAUUCCAGAACAGUGUUUACAAAGUCCUAGAAGUUGUAAAAGAAUGACUGCUACAUGAACUGCUGCCCACGGACAACUACAUCAGUAAUGGUUUUAAUGUUUCGCUAAGUCAUGUGUUGUUGAUAUCCCAAAAACUUUUAUAGGUAACUGUUUUCAAAUAGAAAACGUUUUAUUUGGUCAAUCUGAAUGUCAUUCUAAUUAUAAAAAUGACUUACACCUUUAUCAAUUGGUUACUAUUUCAAUGCACCCUUUAAAAUUUGCUAUGCAAAUGAGUAUAUGUUUGUAUUUGACUUUAAUAUUUGCGCUAAAGUGAGCAAAGCUACCUGUAUAAAGAAAACACAAUGGGUCAUGAGAAGCAUGAUAUGAAAAUACAGGACAAUUCUGACUGUAUAGGGGCUGAUUUUACAGUGUAAGAACUAUUAAUGCCCUUGCUUCUUUGUUCUGCCUUUUGCUCUUGUCUUUUGGACAUUUCAGUGAUUAUUGUAAGUUCUUUGGUCAUGUCAGCCCCUGUCAUCAACUUGAGUUCCAGUAGAUGGGGCAGACAUGAGUGUUUGCUGUGUAGAACUAUCUAUCUUACUUCCUUGUGCUCUUUUUGUUCUCUGUUCUCUUGUUCAUAAAGCUUCUCCUGCCCAUUAUUCCAAAUUCUUGGACCUAGUGGUUAGGAAAUUUCCUUAACUUCUAGCCAUUUGGCAUUAUCAUGUCUGUCUGUCUGUCUGUCUGUCUGUCUCUCUCUCUCUCUCUCUCUUUCCCCACCUCUCCUUCUCUCCCAUUCUCCCCCUCCACCUCCUCCCCGCCACCGCAUUUUCUGUCAAAUAAGUGCUGUUUACUUAUUUAGUUGCUUGUCAAGUACUUAUUCUUGGUUUUAAAAAAAUUAAUGGUAACUGUAUUUUUCUCAUUUUUUAGCAUUAUUCAAAUGUUUAUAUUUUAAUACCUUUAAACCACUUUAAAAGUUUUUCAUGUUUAAUUAUAGUUUUAAGAAAAACUAUUUUGAACAACUCCAAAUAUAGUGCAUCUAGAAACUAAUGUAUAUUUGAGUAUACAUAAUUUAUAGCGGAACAGUAGACUGUUGUACAUGAUAAUUUUUCUUUUACUAUUAAGGUACAAUAAAACAUGACUAAUUUUGCUGUCAAGAAAGUAAAGAAUAAUGAUAAAUGGAGUUUUUAUAUUUUGCUUUUAAGAUUGCCUGCCUUUAAUAAGACAAAGCCUUAAGCCUUAUGUUAUAAUUUUGGUUCAAAAAACUAUCUUUUCAGUAUGAGAAAUGAGUAUAUUUUGUCUUCCUUUUUAGUUUUUUUCUUCCUGUUUAUUUUUAUUUUGAAUUUCUACACCUUCUUUGAAUUUCUUGUAUGAAUUUUUGUUUCUUAGAAGUUAAUUUAUGUGAAAUGAGAUUCUUCAAAACGAUGAAACCUCAUAGUUCUGAGAAAAGGUUUUAGGGUUUUAAAUUCUAAGCAAACCGUGACUAUGGCUGACUACACAUUUAAUUAUACAGCUUCUCUUUCUUAACCACAGGCAGAUUAACUUAAUUGUGGAUUGUCCUUGAGACCUUAGUCCUCAGGAUGGUUUCUGGUGACCACUGCUGGAAGCCACUGUUCUCUUUCUACCUUCUUACCAGAGUCCAAGGGCAGGCCUAGUCUCCGGGAAGCAGCACCUUGCUGACAUGAGUCAGCUAUAAAGGCUGGGAGUGUGACCUCAGAGAAGCACCACACCCCAGCCCUGCCCCAGUGCCCAGAGCUGCAGCUCCCAGGGACACUCCUUCCCUGGAGGUGGCCCAGGAGAUGGACUCUGGCAGUGUUCUUCAGAUUUGUGGCCGCUUUUUGUCAUUUGCUGGUUGAAUGUUUUUAUUUCUUAGGCUUUUGCUAGUUUUAGAAAAUAGAGAAGCAGCCGGUGAUAUGUGGAUUAAGAGCAACAUUCAAACGAUGAUGCACAGCAACAGCAGUCUAGGAAAAUGGGCAGUGGACACUGGAGGCUGAGGAUGGGAGUCGACAUGGGCAGGGAAAGGGGAGGUGCUCUCUGCUUAUCUGCGAUUGUUGCUUGCCCGAGUGUGGCUGAUUUUGUACAUCCAGCAGUUACAAUUUUUAAAAAUUUUACUUUUACAGUUACCUUUCUGUUUUUCUCACCUCCUAGUAAUUUACUUCCAGAUAAGUUCACAUGUAAUAAGUAGAAAUUCUGUACAGGAAAAAGCAUUAAAAAUGCUAUUGUAACUGUUUCAUUUGCUGGGAACCAUUAAAAGUAGUGUAAAUUAGCUUUUUCCAGAAGGAUCCUUUUAUAGCAGUGUUUAUGAAUGUAGCCCCCAGCAAAAUGCGGCUAUAUAUUAGGGGAGCCAGUUUGGAGCAGAGGCCUGAAGGUCCCUGCUAUGCAGCCGUGGCCACAGCUUGCAGCACCAGCACUGUGGGGCAUUCGCACCUUUAUGGCAAUGCGGAGUGGUAGCAGGUUCCAUAGGUGUGACAAAACAGUAUUAAAUCUCAGUGUUUUGCAUAUUUUUAGCAUUUAAAAAUAUUUUUGCUUUAAUGUGAGGAAAGGAUAAAAGAAAGUGAUCAAAAUAGCUAUUGCUGUGACAUUUUAGAAAACAAAGUUGGGGCUGUAUUUCUGUAAAAAGAUAACCCUCUAAAAAUGCUUGGCAAAAAAAGUAUAGUGUUAAGAUAGGCCAGCGAUAUUAACGAGAAAGUGAAAGGACGCAUCAGGAAUAAAGUGUUAUUGCAUAGGGGUAUUGUAUUUUUAUGAAUUUUAUGCCAGUUGUUUACAUGUACUAUAUGUGUUAAAUAAAAAAAGAUCAUGAAAAAUGA